CCAAUUCCGUUUUCUACCCCACCACACUGUGUGUGUGUGUUCCCCCCCAAGUCUUUCUCUACCCGUUCUGGAUAACAUCCUACCGCCGACAUAAUGUGUGGUAUCAUUGCUCUGAUUCAGGCGAACCCCUCGUCGUCCGCUGCCAUCGACCUUCAUGAGGCACUGUACCUGCUUCAACACAGAGGUCAAGAUGCAGCAGGAAUUGCCACGUGCGCAACCGGCGGUCGCAUUUAUCAGUUGAAGUCGAACGGUAUGGCCGCCAAGGUUUUCAACGAUGGCGCCAGGGUAGCAGACCUGCCGGGUUCUAUGGGAAUUGGUCAUCUGAGAUAUCCUACUGCCGGGAGCAGUGCCAACGCUGAGGCUCAGCCAUUCUAUGUGAACAGUCCAUAUGGUAUCUGCCUGGCCCACAACGGCAAUCUGAUCAACGCUCCCGAGCUGAAGAGAUAUCUCGACCUCGAAGCCCACCGUCACAUCAACACUGACAGCGACAGUGAGUUGAUGCUGAACAUCUGGGCUGACGAGCUGAGCGAGACGAAGAAGGCGCGUGUCAACACUGAAGACGUCUUCUCCAGUCUCAGCCGCAUGUAUGAGAGAUGCCAGGGUGGCUGGGCUUGCACUGCUCUGCUCGCGGGCUUCGGUCUCCUGGGUUUCCGUGACUCCUAUGGUAUCCGUCCUCUCGUCAUCGGUUCUCGGGCCUCCCUUGACGGUGAGGGCACCGACUACAUGAUGGCGUCCGAGUCGGUCGCCCUCCACCAGCUUGGAUUCAGCAACAUCCGCGACAUCCAGCCUGGUGAGGCGGUCAUCAUUGAGAAGGGUUGUGAGCCUAUCUUCCGUCAGGUCGCUCCCAAGAAGUCCUAUGCUCCUGACAUCUUCGAAUACGUCUACUUUGCUCGUCCUGACUCCGUCAUCGACGGUAUCAGCGUGUACCGUAGCCGUCAGCGGAUGGGUGACCGUCUCGCUGCCAGAAUCCUCGAUGUCCUUGGACCGGAAGUGGUCAAGGAUAUCGAUGUCGUUAUCCCCAUUCCUGAGACCUCUACGACGUCUGCGGCGGCCGUUGCCCGGUAUCUGGACAAGCCUUACUGCCAAGGUUUUGUCAAGAACCGCUACGUCUUCCGUACCUUCAUCAUGCCUGAGCAGAAGACCAGACAGAAGGGUGUCCGCCGCAAGUUGAAUGCUAUGCAGGCCGAGUUCAAGGACCGAAAUGUCCUAUUGGUUGAUGAUAGUAUUGUGCGAGGCACGACCAGUCGGGAGAUCGUCACUAUGGCCCGGGAAGCCGGCGCUAAGAAGGUUUACUUCGCCAGUUGCGCUCCAGAGAUCACACACGCUCAUAUCUAUGGUAUUGAUCUGGCAUCGCCUACCGAGCUCGUCGCGCACAACCGCGACACCGAGUCUAUCGCCAAGCACAUUGGUGCUGACAGUGUCAUCUACCAGACUUUGGAGGACUUGAAGGGUGCCUGUGCUGAGAUUGCUCAGGAGAAUGGGUUGUCCGAGCCACGCGACUUUGAAGUCGGUGUCUUCUGCGGCAACUACAUCACCCCGGUCUCCGAUGGCUACUUUGAGCACCUGGAGAAGCUCCGCGGCGAAGGUCGCAAGAUCAAGGCGCUGGACCGUGCCAAGGAAGCUGUCACCCACGGCUUUGCCAGCGAGAAGGACUUCCGCAUGGCAGCCAACGGUGUCAAGCUGGAUGGCUCGGGCAACAUCAUCCCCGCUCAGGACCCCAGCGAGUCGGAGGUGCCCCAGGUCAGCGUGUGCACCACCCGCAAACACAAGGAAGAGGAGCACCCCAAGGUGAAGGAUCGUAUGGACAUCAGCAUCCAUAACAUUGCUGAUCACGCAUGAUUAUGACAUUAUGGCCUAU
Messenger RNA from Aspergillus costaricaensis CBS 115574, 1858 nucleotides. RefSeq names its product amidophosphoribosyltransferase. Bases 94 to 1839 code for a protein of 581 amino acids. Gene Ontology annotation, cellular component: cytoplasm. NCBI's taxonomy places the organism in Eukaryota, Fungi, Ascomycota, Eurotiomycetes, Eurotiales, Aspergillaceae. Gene Ontology annotation, biological process: purine nucleotide biosynthetic process; purine nucleobase biosynthetic process. The record is from RefSeq and is a predicted model, not a curated record. The transcript is spliced from 4 exons. Gene Ontology annotation, molecular function: amidophosphoribosyltransferase activity.